AUGGCUUCGUCCUCUUGGAGGUGGCAAUGUAGCGACGAGAAGAGCAGUCUAGCUAGAGAACGACGACAACAACACCUGCAACUUCGUUUCCCGACAGUUGCAGUUCGACCGGUCUCCCAACUUCAUAGUGUUGGCUUGUGCUUCGCAACCCAUGCUUUCGCCGGCAGUGAGACGAGAACGAUGGAAGUUUCGGUGCUCCUUUGGUGGUUUCCGGCUUCGACAAAUAAAAAGGCGGCGGCCGGAGACAAAGAAAUGAAAGGUUCCAUGAUACCUUUGUGGUACUCUAGAUAUGAAAUGCCCCAUGAUACCUUCAUGGUACUUAAAUGCUUGGUCUUAUCAUCCAAAAAACUCAAUGUUGUCGGAAUCAAUGGGGUUGUUUGCGGCAUCACAAAGAGACGAAUCUUCCUGCUUGAUAGAUCUUUUAAUUUUCUCACCCGUUACUUCAGCAAAACCCAAUCAAAUACCCAAAACAAAGCCUUCUUCUCUAUUAAGUUUGAAGUCCGGGUGAUUUGA
Lactuca saligna is the source of this 513-nucleotide messenger RNA. Lineage: Eukaryota; Viridiplantae; Streptophyta; Magnoliopsida; Asterales; Asteraceae. The record is from the annotation of a GenBank genome assembly.